AGGUAUCGCAUAGAUCUCCUCCCUGCUCGACGAAUGAAGCUCCCCAACCCUAAAGUUCUAAUUCAUCUUUCUCCGUGUAUCUGCGCUGGUGCUAAAGAAGUUGGGAAGCCACCAAACUGAAGUUGAAGAUCCAUAGCUGUUGAUUUGUUCAAGAAUGUCCGAAAUAUCGUCUGAAAUCCAACCGGGUUCUCUUUCCAAAUCAUCCACUGAAGAUGAUAUAGAUAAUGACUUGGAUGAGUCGGAAAGUGAAGGUAAUAGUUCAACAUCAUUUGCUGAUACAAAUAAAAACUAUAUGGGUGCAGUUGCAAUUGGUUCAGCUAUAUAUUACAAUAAUUAUCUACAAAAAAGGCCUUGCUAUGAUAGAAAUUAUAGUGGGUGGGCUUUUAUAAUGUCCAUUCUAAAUGGACAUGAAAAAAGGUGUCAUAACAACUUUCGAAUGCAUAAAGAGGUGUUCUUUGGGUUAUGUGCACAAUUGGUCAAUAAUUACGGACUCAAACCCAAUAGAAGUGUAACCGUUGAGGAACAAGUUGCAACAUUUAUGAUGGUGGUUGGUACCAAUGAAGGAAAUAGGCAACUUCAAGAAAUGUUCCAGCGGUCUGGUUUUACAAUAAGCCGCUCAUUUCACAAUGUACUUAAAGCGUGUACAAAGAUGUCAAUUGAUUGGGUUAGGCCAUUUUCUGACAACGCUUCUACACAUCCCCACAUUCAAGGUAAUCCAAGAUACUGGCCUCAUUUUAAGGAUUGCAUCGGUGCCAUAGAUGGAACUCACAUCAAAGCGAAAAUUCCUCUUGAUAAGCAAGUACCUUUUAUUGGUAGGAAGGGGUUUACAAGUCAAAAUGUUAUGGUGGCAUGUGACUUUGACAUGUGUUUCACUUUUGUGUUGCCGGGAUGGGAAGGAAGUGCACAUGACACUCGAAUUUUCUACUCCGCUCUUCGAGACCCGUCAAAGAAUUUUCCCCAACCACAUCAAGAUAAGUAUUACCUAGUUGAUGCCGGGUAUCCAAAUGUGAAAGGGUUUUUAUCUCCAUAUAAAGGGAACAAGUAUCACAUACCCGACUUCAAAAGGGCGGCAUCUUACAAUAACCAGUAUGAAGUAUUCAAUCAUGUGCAUUCAUCAUUGCGUUCAGUGAUUGAACGAUCAUUUGGUGUAUGGAAAAAGAAAUUUCAAAUAAUGGAUACAAUGCCAGUUAAUAUAGGUUGGAAUGAUCAAAUUUGUCUUGUACCUGCGACAAUGGCGGUUCACAAUUUUAUUCGAAAGAAUGAUCCUAGUGAUGAUGAUUUUUUUGAAGCAGAAGGUAGACAAGGUGCAACUUCAUCAAGUGGUGAUGAAGAAGAAGAUGACACGUUGGAUGAGGUGCAAUUUCCUCAGAGUGAUGAAGCAAUGACUAAAUUGAGAGAUGGAAUAUGUGCAUCGAUAAUGUUUGGCAGAACUGGUGUUCCUAUGCAUUAGUCUGAUUGCGUUAUUAAGGUUACAUUAAUAUGAUUGUGCAAACUAUUGGUAUUCCUACGAUACAAGGGUUGUUUGUAUCCAAAUGUUAUUAAUCUAUCAUUAAAGACAAGUCUGCUCUAUUUUGGACAAAUAAUUUUAUUUUGUUUGCAAUAGAUCUUACCAAACUAAGAUGGAAUUUUACAUCUAUUUUUAUUUUUUUCAGGGAUGUGAG
Molecule: messenger RNA, 1661 nt
Organism: Cuscuta epithymum
Lineage: Eukaryota; Viridiplantae; Streptophyta; Magnoliopsida; Solanales; Convolvulaceae
Source: the annotation of a GenBank genome assembly